Molecule: messenger RNA, 795 nt
Organism: Drosophila bipectinata
Lineage: Eukaryota; Metazoa; Arthropoda; Insecta; Diptera; Drosophilidae
Source: RefSeq, a predicted model, not a curated record
AACUGACUCCCCCACCUGGCCAGACAUAACUGUUUGUCUAAUGUUUUCUAUGCUUUGAAUAUUUCAAUUGUAAAAUAACCCAAUUUAUAGGCAAAUAGAAAACCCGAGUCGAGUCAGUUCAACAACAUGAGCCGGCAGCUGAAGUUUCACAUCCAAGCUCCGGAGGAGGAGGCGUUCCCUACCGACCUCGUGGAGAUUAAUCUGAAUCCCAACUGCGGCCAGGCUAAGCAGAAGUCAGCCCAGGCCCUGGACACGUUACUCCUCGCCACGCCACCGCACCGGGGCUAUCCUUACGGGUAUGCCGAGGACUCGGAGCCGGAAACCUACUUCUGUCGCAAGUCCAACUCCACGGGCCAGCUGGCGGAGAAGGUGUCCCCACCGCCACCGGCGGCCACCAACAUCAGUUGCCUGCGCCAAAUGUACUGCCCGGAGUGCCACGAGCGGUUGCACGAGCAGGGAGUCCGGCUAGAGCGGUUGCUGACCAUGUGCUGCUUUUCUCUGCUACCACUUUAUCCCUGCUGUCCAAGGAAAUCCAGAAACGAUUGCAAGGUCAUCUGCGGCAAAUGUGGUUACCUCCUGGGGGCAUGGAAGAGACAAUGACAAAGCGACGAGGGGUGGGGAAGCUGGGCACACGAAGUGGGUGCUUCACAAUUAAUUGUUUAUUUUGUUUAGUUUUUUAAUCACUUUUUUGUUGUUGGCCUUGUGGCGAGUGAUGAGCACUGAGACUGAAGAGCCACCAAAAAUUUGCGAAUAUUUGUUAUUUUUUGCAUUACUCUCCUAAUUUUUCUCUUAAAU